AUGUCCCCCCAACCCUCUUCCAUCACGGCCUUGUCCGCGCCAGGCAAGGUCCUCUUGACCGGCGGAUACCUUGUCUUGGACCGCGCAUACACCGGCACUGUUUUCGCGCUCGAUGCGCGCAUCCACGUGGUUGUUCAGCAGCAGCAGAGGAGGGGCCACCGCCGCGGCCCAUCCACCGCGAGCGCAGAUGUUCGAUCAGCAGCACCCAGCGGCGGUGCCCACGACGACAAACCUGACGAUGAGGGGCUAGAGUUUCAAGAUACUGUUGUGGUGCGAUCACCACAAUUUGUGGAUGCAGUCUGGGAAUAUGGCGUGCAGCGAUGCGAGAACGGUGGGGGCGUCAAAGCAAUCCAGAAGAGCAAUGGGCCACGCAAUCCGUUUGUGGAGACCUCUCUCAGCUACGCCCUCACGUAUAUCAGCUACGUCGCUGAUUCCAAGGAUUUUGGAUCCUUGUCAGUCACCAUUCUCGCGGACAACGACUAUUACUCGGAGACGGCUACCUCGAAGGCGCACUCUGCACGGGAGCCGUCUGGACGCUUUGUCAACUUUGGCGUCCCUUUGUCGGAGGCUCACAAGACGGGUCUGGGCUCCUCGGCCGCCCUCGUCACCGCGCUUGUCUCGGCUUUGGUGAUCCACCGCACCAUGCAGGCGGAUGACCUUGCUGCUGGCCGAGACAAGCUGCACAACCUGGCUCAGGCGGCCCACUGCGCGGCUCAGGGUAAGGUCGGGUCAGGAUUUGAUGUAGCGGCUGCAGUUUAUGGUUCCUGCCUCUACAAGCGGUUUUCGCCCGCGAUCCUGGAGGCCAUUGGUGAUGUGGGCACCAGUGGCUUUGAUGAGCGAUUGUUCGCGAUUGUGGAGGACGUGGACCCCCAGCACCCCUGGGAUACCGAGUGCGUUGACUUUGGCAUGCAGCUCCCCCGCGGAAUGCAGAUGGUCCUGUGCGAUGUGGAGUGUGGCUCACAGACGCCCUCGAUGGUCAAGAAAGUGCUCGAGUGGCGGAAAAACAACCGGCAAGAGGCCGACACCCUCUGGGGCGCGCUCCAGAAUAACAAUGAGCGGCUCCGACAAGAACUGAAGCGUCUGGCCCAACAUCCCGAUGCCAACGCGGACAGCGAGUUCACCGAGAUCGCAGCCCUGAUCCAGCGUACUCGCCAUCUCAUCCGCGCCAUGACUCACCAGACUGGUGUUCCCGUGGAGCCUCGCGUGCAGACCGAGCUGCUGGACAGCUUGACUGAGAUCGAUGGCGUUGUCGGAGGGGUCGUUCCUGGUGCGGGAGGCUACGAUGCCAUCGUGCUGCUGAUCCGUGACGACCCCUUAGUCAUUAUGCGAUUAAAUGAGCGCUUUGAGAAUUACCAAAGUGCCGUUGAAGAUGACUUUGGCGGCAAAAUUGGCAAGGUCCGCCUGCUGGGUGUGCGGCAUGGGUCGGAGGGUGUGAAAAACGAGGUGAUUGAUCAAUACGCAGGCUGGGUGUAA
Molecule: messenger RNA, 1473 nt
Organism: Penicillium oxalicum
Lineage: Eukaryota; Fungi; Ascomycota; Eurotiomycetes; Eurotiales; Aspergillaceae
Gene: erg8
Product: phosphomevalonate kinase
Exons: 2
Coding region: 1-1473 (490 amino acids)
Biological process (GO): isopentenyl diphosphate biosynthetic process, mevalonate pathway; ergosterol biosynthetic process
Cellular component (GO): peroxisome
Molecular function (GO): phosphomevalonate kinase activity; ATP binding
Source: RefSeq, a predicted model, not a curated record